GCUGACAGGUUUUGCGUACGAUUGACGUCUCUUCCUCUCUUUUUUCGCUCUCUCCCAUUAAUCCCUCUAUUUCCACACCGUCUCCAUCCAUUCCCCAUCACAUCAGACCUCGCGGAAACAAGGAAACACACUGCUGGAAAUGGACUAAUAACGCGCAGGUGACAUGGACGCGUGAUCGGAAAGGAUGGAAUCGUUUCACCUGUUUCUCGCCAUCCUUGCGUUUCGGGCCAGUCUCGCCUCCGCGGCAGAUCGAAAUUUCGGCUGCCUGUUUGAGGAUGGUCUGUGUCUGAACUAUGAAGUAUGUCUUAAUGAUGGCAUGUUAGGCCGCUGCGAGGCUGCUCCAUUAACAGAAGUCUACACAUACGACGUCACGCCAGCAACGGUACAGAGAUUCCGCAUACUCCUUCAGAGACUGGCACACAGAGGGCUGUCUUGGGAAGAUGACGUCACUCAACAGGUUUUAACGAACGAGUUCUCCAAACUACGCAAAGUUUCCCUUCCAUUACCAGAGCCCAGGCUGCAGGGUUAUGGGACUGCUGUUGGAGACAGGAGAAUGAAAUCACCAGAGGCUGAGGUUAGGAAGACUCUGAAAUACCUGCAGCAUCUGGGACUGCUACCAAAAACAUCACAAAAGGUGAGUCAGGGGGCGGAGCUUCAGUAUUAUCGCCCUGGAGAACCACGCCCUGCCGCUGACUCCUCCCCUCCGGAGUUCAUUCCAGAGAUGCCCUAUCAGUCACAGUCUUACCCCGACCUCAGCCGAUACCAGAGCGAUGCGGCACACGCUCCACCGCAGGGAGAGGGGUUAGACCUGCUCAGGGCCGCACUUCAGAAGUAUCUUUCCAAGAACAAACCGCCUCUGGGGGAAAGAUCCAGAGCGGACCGGCUCUUCUUAAAAGACUCUCUUACACCAGUGGAUGAAUCCUUCAUCUGGAAAGUUCUGCGGAAUGUGGGAAGACACAGUGUGGAUGUGAAGAGUCUAAAGACAACAGAUCUGGAUAAGCUUGCUGUUCUUAUCGCAGACGCUCUGCAGGUGGUGGAACAGCAGGCCGGUCAGGGAGAGACGCCCAGAGACCUGGAGACACAGUGGCGUCCUGAGGACGAGGCAGAAGACAUGCAGUAUGAGGACCAGCAACCUGAGAGUUAUGCAAUGGAACAGACCCCUAAAGACAGUGCUCAGAAGCAGACGGAGGUGGAUGAGGAAAGUUCAUCUGUCGCUCAAAAGACAGUCCAAACCAUCAUGCCUGUGACAGAGGGACAGACAGUAGGGGAGGAGAAGAGAACCAUGGACAACAAGUCGGAAGUGGGCUUUUUAGGAAAGCUGCUGGAGUACCUGGAUAAAAGCUCCAGCUCAGAUCCAGAGUCUGUUGAUAAGGGACCGGGCAUAUCUGUAGAGAAGGUUCGUAGCAGAACAACACACCGGGAGGUGGGGAUGCAGAAAAAGGCCAUCGAGAGAGUGGAGGAGGUAGAGGGCUGGGUGCAGGCAGCAGCUAUAGCGCCCUCCUCUGGCCUGAAGGAAAACCCUGCACCACACCGCAAGAACAUGAAAGUGGAGGAUCUUCAGUUGGAUGUUCAGAGCAACGCUAAAAAUGACAUCUACGGAUACAUUAUUACUGACACAGAGAAUCUUCCCACAGAUAAGGGAUUGUAUCUGAUGGAAUUGGUGGCUCGUAAAGCGAAGAUUCAAAUGACGGAUUUCUCAGAGCUCUCCGUUGUUAGUCCAGCUGUGACGUUUCAGGUCCGUCCGAACGCUCAGAACAUCACUACAACAGAUGUGGCUAAUGUAGCAGUCCAUCAAAAGGAUGAACUGGAAAAAGAAGCGAAAGUCAAGAUCGUGGAGGCUGGAGUCACUGAUAGGAGUAAACUGAAUCAGAUUCCCACCAAGUACAGCCGUUCUGAGUCUCUGAAGUUUCUGAUUCUGACUGUGAUUUCCAUCAUCUGCAUCACUGGAGUGUUGCUGGCGUCCAGCGUGGUUUACUGUCUGCGUCACCGCUCUCAUCACAAACUCAAAGAGAAGCUCACCAACCUCGGCUCAGACCCCGCCACUGAUUCCACUGCUACCUACCAGGAACUGUGCAGGCAGCGAAUGGCAGUGAAGCCUCCUGUAGAGAAGUCAGAUCCUAUUCACUCUUCUCGUAUAAAUAGCGUGUCAUCUCAGUUGAGUGAGGGCCCGAUGCCGAGUCCCUCUGCUCGCACUAGCACCCCCUCCUGGAGCGAAGAGCCCGUCCACUCCAACAUGGACAUCUCUACUGGUCACAUGAUACUGGCAUAUAUGGAAGACCACCUGAAAAACAAGAAUCGUUUGGAGUCCGAGUGGGAGGCUCUCUGUGCGUACCAGGCCGAGCCCAACGCCACCACCAUCGGAACCAGAGACGGCAACGUCAAGAAAAACCGCACAAGCACAGUCAUAGCCUAUGAUCAUUGCAGAAUAACUCUGAAGUUGGAGAACAAUCAAGGCAACUCGGACUACAUCAAUGCCAGCCCAAUCAUGGAUCACGACCCCCGUAACCCUGCGUACAUCGCCACUCAGGGCCCGCUGCCCUCCACCGUGGCUGACUUCUGGCAGAUGGUCUGGGAGAGCGGGUGUGUGGUGAUUGUCAUGUUGAGUCCUCUCACUGAGAAUGGUGUAAAACAGUGUUACCACUACUGGCCCGAUGAAGGCUCCAACCUCUAUCACAUUUAUGAGGUGAAUCUGGUUUCUGAGCAUGUGUGGUGUGAGGACUUCCUGGUUCGGAGCUUUUACUUGAAGAACAUGCAGACUAAUGAGACUCGUACAGUCACACAGUUUCAUUAUCACACCUGGCUGAAUGACCGAAUGCCUGAAAUCAGCCAAACCCUGCUCGACUUCCGCAGGAAAGUAAACAAAUGCUACCGUGGAAGGUCCUGUCCUGUCAUUGUUCACUGCAGUGACGGAGCUGGACGGACUGGGACGUACAUUUUGAUUGACAUGGUGUUGAAUAAAAUGGCCAAAGGUGCAAAAGAGAUAGACAUUGCUGCUACACUGGAACACCUGAGAGACCAGAGACCCGGCAUGGUUCAGACCAAGGAUCAGUUUGAGUUUGCACUGACGACUGUAGCCGAGGAAGUGAACGCUAUUCUCAAAGUCCUGCCACAGUGAUACUUGCUUUCUGUUUCUCUCUCUUGGUUGUAUAUAAACUCUGAUCCCAUGUCUGAGAAGAUCUAUGUUCUAAAGAAACUAUUUUGUCUGUAAAAUGAUUGGACUAUAUUCAGUAGUAAUUAGGAAUUGUGUACUGUUUUAGUUCUGUGUGAAUAUGAAAGCACAUUAUAUUUUUCUUCAACAUUCUCUUCUUUAUUUCAGAUAUGAAUUACUCUCUCAUCAUUGCUGUUUGCAUAUCGCACAGACAUUUCAACUAAGGCCAGAUUGGUUUUAAAUGUAUAGUUAAUUGGACCUGAAUUUAUUGAAUUAAUCUGUAUGUGCUUUGUUAUUUAAGAUUUAGAACUGUGUUCUACAGGUUAUGUGUGACAACUAGUUUUUCUGAUUAUCAGAGACCCACACCAAGAACACGAGGAGACAAUUUCUGCCUUUCCAAGCCAAGGAAACGUUUAAAUCAUUCAUAAAUCAAAACAUUAAAUCGUGAUGUUCAACUUGACCUGAACUUUUAUUAUAAGACUAAAACUCUUAAGAAGCACUACCACUUUCAUUUGGUAUUGAAAUUUAAUCUGUGCACACAAAAAGUGUGGAUAGCAAGUAGAAAUGCAUGCAAGACUUGUGCAGUUGUGCUUUAUGAACUUACAGCAAACUUGUGCAUAGAAAAUGUAAACAAAUAAAGGCUGAGUUGUUAUUGUCUGA
Molecule: messenger RNA, 3808 nt
Organism: Rhinichthys klamathensis goyatoka
Lineage: Eukaryota; Metazoa; Chordata; Actinopteri; Cypriniformes; Leuciscidae
Gene: slco5a1b
Product: solute carrier organic anion transporter family member 5A1b
Exons: 23
Coding region: 185-3115 (976 amino acids)
Biological process (GO): protein dephosphorylation
Cellular component (GO): secretory granule
Molecular function (GO): protein tyrosine phosphatase activity
Source: RefSeq, a predicted model, not a curated record